UGGAGAAGAAGGGUGGCGACGCGGCCUCAGCAGGGUCGGAGGCGAGGAGUGCGGGAGUGCACGGGGAAUGGCGUACGGGCGGAGGCGAGGCGGGCUGCUUCCGCCUCCGCCUCCGCUGCUUUCUUCUGAGAGACGCGGACGCGGACGCGGAGGACGAGGCGGCGGUGGAGGGGUUCAGGGAGCGGCACGCGGGGAGCGAGAGGGUGGUGUACACGGAGAGGAUGGUGGAGGACGGGGAGGGCACGGCGGGGGUGAUGCGGGGGAUGAGCGAGAAGUUCGACCUGGUGGUGGUGGGGAGGGGCGGCAGGGAGGACGAGUCGGGGCUCACCAGCGGGCUGUCCGAGUGGAGCGAGUGCCCCGAGCUCGGCGUCGUCGGCGACAUGCUCGCCUCCACCGACUUCGGCGGCAAGCUCUCCAUCCUCGUCGUCCAGCAGCAGGAGCGCCUCCGAUCCGAACACCAUCAUCAUACUAAUGGGCCUCAGGAAGAGGAGGUGAAGAAUGUUUUGAUCCACGGACCACGAAAUGAAGUAUUGAAUUUGGUAAUGCACCUCUUGUUGCAAUCUGAGAACGCCCACAGCGCACCAAUUUUUCGCAUUGUUUCCGCCGACGACGACGAGCUCCGCCACGACCUCGCCGCGCUCCUCUCCCGGCGCGACCUCGACCCCGCCCUGUGCCGCGCCACGCUCUCGCGGCUGCCCCCGCGGCGCCUCGAGGCGCUCCUCCUCGAGCUCCGCCCCGCGCUCCGCCCCAAGCCCGCGCUCCGCCUCUUCUCCUUGGCCGCCGAUCGCCUCGGCUUCCGCUUCACCCCGCGCUCCUACGCCCUCCUCCUCGACUCCCUCCUCCGAUCCGAUCCCCGCGCCCCGGCCGCCCCCGCGCGCCUCCUCCUCGCCCGCCUCCUCGACCCCGUCAAUGGUGCCCCCCUCCUCCUCCUCGACGGGAACGACGACCCCUCGCGGCGUUUCACCGAGCUGGUUCGGGCCAUCGCCGAUACCGUCCCCCCCCAGGACGCACCCUUCGCGGCUUCGAUCGACGCCUUGGUCCACGUUUGUUGCACGCAGUUUAGGUCGUACGGCCAAGGGCUCGCUGUGGAGGCCCUCUCUAUAUUAGCCGAUCGCGGGCUUUGCCCUAGUCUCAAAGUGUGUAACAUUCUAUUGUCCUCGCUCGCGAGGAGCAACGAUCUUCCAAAUGCCCGCCAAGUGUUCGAUGGAAUGCAGAGGUUUGUAGCUCCCGAUGUUUACUCCUACACUCCUCUGAUUGUUGUAAAUUGCAAAAAUAGCGAAAUUGAUGAGGCAAAGAGGUUGUUUUCGGAGAUGGAGAGGUUGGGAGUUCUCCCCUCUGUCGUCGCCUACAAUGCACUCAUUGAUGGGCUCUGCAAGAAAGGUUUUUUGGAUGAGGCAUUUCAGUUCAAAGAGAAGAUGAUUAAGAGCUCGGUGGAGCCGAGUGUUGUUACGUUCGGCAUCCUGAUCAAUGGGUUGGUUAAAUUGAAUCAAAUUAGUGAUGUAGGUUCCGUUCUGAAGGAGAUGGUGGGUAUGGGUAUGGAGCCGAAUGAGGUUAUCUACAACACUCUCAUUGAUUGGCAUUGUAAGAUGUAUCAGUGCGCAGAGGCUCUUAAGUUGCUAGAUGAGAUGGUUUCUAAAGGUAUGGAGCCGAACUCAGUCACGUACAACUCACUUGCGAAAGGGUUGUGUAAGGCAGGAGAGAUGGAGCAAGCAGAAUAUUAUUUUGAUGAAAUGUUGUCGAACAGGAUGGAGAUACAU
This is a messenger RNA of Ananas comosus (pineapple), 1757 nucleotides long. RefSeq names its product pentatricopeptide repeat-containing protein At4g19440, chloroplastic-like. Lineage: Eukaryota; Viridiplantae; Streptophyta; Magnoliopsida; Poales; Bromeliaceae. The annotation marks the transcript as partial. The record is from RefSeq and is a predicted model, not a curated record. Gene Ontology annotation, molecular function: protein binding. The transcript is spliced from 3 exons.